Molecule: messenger RNA, 1359 nt
Organism: Colletotrichum phormii
Lineage: Eukaryota; Fungi; Ascomycota; Sordariomycetes; Glomerellales; Glomerellaceae
Product: transferase family-domain-containing protein
Exons: 3
Coding region: 1-1359 (452 amino acids)
Molecular function (GO): acyltransferase activity, transferring groups other than amino-acyl groups
Source: RefSeq, a predicted model, not a curated record
AUGGCUACCAAUACCUACACCAAGGCGGCCAUCCGUGCCGAUACCGGCGUAGCGAAGGAGACCUUGACCGAGAUCACUACUCAACUCAGCGUCUUCGAUCUCAUCCCUCCAAGAGUGUAUAUUAAAUUUAUCGUCUAUCUACCACUGAAGCCUCAAGUCAACUUCCAACAGUCAUUCUCGCACCUCCAGGCUGGUCUUCACUCAACCUUGCAUGUAGCUCCCCGACAGCUCGCCUUCAAGGAUCUGUCGCAGGUGCUGCCCGACUAUGAGGAUCUUCGCGACUUAGGGUUCGAGUUCUCGGCCUUUGACGAUGAACUCGUCCUAGCCGCCCCGUUCGUGCCAGACUUGACGGGCGGCGCCGAUGUGUUUUUGGCGCAAGCGAAUUUCGUCAACGGCGGAUGCAUUCUCGCGACGGGAUUCCACCAUUCCGCAAGCGACGCGACCGGUAUGGUCACAGCGAUGCGUGCGUGGUCAGAACACUGUAGAAACCUCUCGCAGCCGGACGUCAACGUCUGCAGCUGGCUGGCACCCGAGAGUUUCGAUCGUACACUUCUUGAGCGGUUGUGGAGUAAGACGCCCGCCAAGCCCGCUGCCGAGAUCCCGCGCGAUACAUGGGGCUUUCUCGGCUUCCAACCGCCGGAGGCGGAGGAAGAAACGGCAUCUUCUACAGCCCCACCUCGGACUAUGGAGUCUAGUAUCUUCUACAUCUCUCCGGACAGCUUCAAUAAUCUGAAGAAAGACGUGCUAGAUGACUCUCAUGAUGGGGCGGGAUUGUCGGCAAUUGAUGCACUUUUGGCGCUUUUCUGGCGCGCUCUCAUGAAAGCGCGGUACAAGGCGGCCAUCGCGUCUGGCCAGCCUGCGCCGGCGGACGAAAUGUCGUACCUGGAGUCGCUUGUUGAUGGUCGCACGGAUUUCGACCCAGAGCUCCCAUCAUCGUAUGCCGGAAACCUUGUCAUCGUCAACAAAGUUACCAUGCGGAUGAAUGAGCUCGCGUCGCCGACAACGAGUUUACGCGAUGUCGCCCUACAAAUUCGCGCACAGGCGGCCAAGGUAAAUCCGGGGCUAGUCAAGGACGCGUUCACGCUUAUGCGCGAGGUCCCUGAUUAUACGAAGCUGAAGCAUGCUUUCACCCGGCUUGAUGGUUUUGAUGUCAUGAUCACAUCGGUUUUAUUGUUGCCGUUGGAUAAGAUUAACUUCGGCGGGCAUGUAUUUAGCAAUGAUGGCAAGCCGGAAUCAUUACGACCCUUGAUGGAUGCUUUCAAUGCCAAUUUCAGGCUUCGAUGUUUGUUCGCUGACGAGAUGGGGCAACUGCAGGCAGAUGAGGAGUUUACAAAGUAUGCUGCAUUUUGCUGCCAUUAG